Messenger RNA from Sus scrofa (pig), 3269 nucleotides. It is a transcript of the gene RTP3, whose product is annotated as receptor transporter protein 3. Gene Ontology annotation, cellular component: cytoplasm. Gene Ontology annotation, molecular function: olfactory receptor binding. The record is from RefSeq and is a predicted model, not a curated record. Gene Ontology annotation, biological process: protein targeting to membrane; protein insertion into membrane; detection of chemical stimulus involved in sensory perception of bitter taste. NCBI's taxonomy places the organism in Eukaryota, Metazoa, Chordata, Mammalia, Artiodactyla, Suidae.
UCAGAAAGAUUCCUUUAUUAAAUAUUCUUUGGUCAGCACCUUAUCUGAAUGAGCUUUAUGAUGCAGAAGAGCAUUUGCUUUUAGGGGGAAAAGGAGGCAAUUUCUUCCUCCAGCCACAGAUAGGAGCCCAGUGCAGGAAUUUCCUUAGUUAACACCAGGCAGGACAGGGGAGUGGAUGGUGGGACAUGCCGUGUGGAGGGAAGGCAGGUGCUCUGCUUGGAGUGGACCUGAGUGCAAGGCCGGAGAGCUGGGAGGAUAGGAGUGUUCAGAGGAUGGCACAGAGGGCAAGGGGUGGAGUUUCGGGGGUGGGGCGCAUGUGGCCUUUUGGGAAGAUGAACUUGGAAGGCCUGGCCUGGGAGGGGUCCAAAUGCCAUGCUACCGCCCAGUGUAGGUGGGGGUUUCUACUUCUGGAAAGACCCUCAGCUGCAGUAAUGGAAAGUGGCUCAAGUAGCCUGGAGGGGCCAAGAGACCAGGACAGAGAUGGUUAUGCAGGCCUGAGCUGAGACAGGGGUUGCCCGGCUGGAGGAUUUGCUGAAGGCAGGGCUUUUCUCUUGAGAGGUGGUCAGUGACACGGGUCAGGCCAGGCUGUCCGUGAACAGGCCUUGUGAAGCACACACGGAGAGACUUGCCUACUCACUCUGGACUCUGCCCUGCUCAUCUCAACUUCCUCCUUCCUAAGCCUCUCCUGGAGGAGACAGGGAUGAUGAGGAGACAGGGAUGACCUCGGGGUAUACUGUGGCCGCCCACCCACGUGGAGCCCUUGUAGCCUCAUUCCCAGGACCCAGGAACUGCAAGGGCUUGGUGUCCAGUGGAUGGAAGAGUGGGCUUCGGAGAUGCCUUGGACGGCUUAGUGUCUAUGGAACACCGUCCCGCAGAGACUUGGCACAAGCAAGGGAGGAAAGAGCAAGAGCUGGGAGGCAGGGAUGCAGGGCUUCGAUCAAGGUCCCAGGAUGGCCAUGUCCUCCUGUGCGUCUCUCCUCCCAGAUCAUCAGCCCAGCAGCCCAGUGGAUAAGGAUCUUUAAACAUUAGAACUAGACAGGGCAACUGCAGCCUGUCUCCACUGUUUACAGGGAGUAAAGGUGUGUUCCUGGUUAAAGAUGGGCAAAUGGCAGAGCCUGCCUGAGAUCCACCCCUCCUAUCAUAGAGUCCGGGGCCCUCCUUUGGUAAUAGUUUGCUGGAUGAAGCCAUGCGUUCCACGUCUUUCGAAAUUCCCUGUGGAGUCUAGUGCUGUUCUUAGAACUUAGAGCCAGAAUCAACUGAUCUUUGUCCUUGGGGCAAAGACCCAGUACAUGCCCAGUUCAGGGAUAUAAGGGGCAAGCAGGUCUGAAUCCUUGCUCUCCAAAACAGGAAACCUGCUCCAGUUCCUGUGUCCUGCUCCAGAUCUCUCAGAGCCCAGGUGACGGUGAUGUGGUCAGUUCACCGGGACCAUGGCGAUGGGUCAGAACACCGAGGUGUGGAAGCAAGUGUUCCAGGAGUUAAUUCAGGAGGUGAAGCCAUGGCACAUGUGGACCCUGAUACUAGACAGAAGCCUUCUUCCCAACAUCCUGAAGCCAGGGUGGACACAAUAUCAGCAGUGGGCUUUUGCCAGGUUUCAGUGCUCAUCAUGCUCUCAGAACUGGGCCUCCUCCCAAGUUCAGGUCCUUUUCCACAUGCACUGGAGUGAGGGGGAGUCCAGGGGCCAGGUGAAGAUGAGGAUCUUUUCCCAAAGAUGUAAGAAGUGCUCCCAGUCUUCGUUUGAGGUUCCCAAGUUCACAGAAGAGAACAUCUCAAGGAUCCUGAACAAUCUGGUAUUGCGAAUUCUGAAGAAAUGCUACGGAGAAGGAUUUAAGUUGGUGGAGAUUCCUAUCAUCAAGGAAGUUUCUCUUGAAGGGCCACAUGACAGUGACAACUGUGAGGCAUGUCUGCAGGGCUUUUGCAUCCAGAGUGGGUUAGGUCUGGCCACGCAGGCACCAAUGUCCCCAUCACUUCCUACAAUAAGCUCACCCCCCGUUGAGAUAGCAAUCCAAAUGCCUUCUCCCACAAGGAGUAGCACCACAGAGGAUGCAGUGAAGAAAAAGAAGGUAAUACCCAGACCCUGGUUUCCUGAAGCUACACAAGCUGAGAGCCUCCCCACUUCCUGGAGCCCAAGAGCAGACACCAACUCCCAGAAUCAGAGAGCAGACAUCAGCUCCCAGAGCCCAAGAGCAGAUACCAACUCCUCCCAGAGCCAGAGAGUAGACAUCAGCUCCCAGAACCUGAGAGCAAAGACCAACUCCCAGAGCCCAAGAAGAAAGACCAACUCCCAGAGCCCGAGAGCAAAGACCAAAUCCCAGAGCCCAAGAACAGACACCAGCUCUCAGAGGUGGAGAGCGAAUACCUACCUCCAAGUGGAGAGAAGAGUGCAAGACUCCCUCUCCAGGGAGGUUUACUAUUCCCACACAGCUCAAACUUUCAGGAGCAGGAAUUUAGGCUGUUGCUGUUGUCUCAUCCUAAUAAUCAUCGUCAUUGUAAUUGUUAUAAAAAUCACUAUCUGAGCCUCAAAGGCAUGAUGCUGAGUUUAAAAACUCGGACACACAGUCUAAUCCCACUGAUGUGAAAUAUUCAGAAUACAUAAAUCCAGAGACAGGAAGUGUCUGUCAUUUCCCCCCAAUCAUGGGGCUGGAGGUGGGGUGGAGAAGGAAAUGAGGAACAGCUAUUUAAUCUGUAGGGUUUUUUCUAGGUGGCGGAUGAUGAAAAUAUUUUAGAGGUAAUGGUUGCACAACACUGUGAAUAUACCAAAUUGCUCACUUUAAAAUGGUUAAUUUAAUGUAAAUUUCACAUCAGCUUUAAAAAAAAAAAAGAAAAAGAAAAAUGCUAUAAUUUCAUUCAUUCUCUGGAAAAUGGAGGUCAAAGCAUUUAUGGCUCCCAAAAUGAUCUGGAAUUCUCAUGAAACCCAGGACCCUGUUACCAGAAAAUUCUACAUGGACCCUCUGACGUCAGUCUGUGGCGGCAUUUGCUGUCUGAAGCGUUAGCCCGAGAGCUCCGGCUUUUGGAAUACUGGUCUCUGCAGAGGAGCAGCACGCACCUGAGGGCUGAGGCAGGACCAUCCACCAAGGUGGGGAGAUAUCCUUACAACUCCAUGUAAUUUUUCUUUAUACUUUACUAUUUCUUGUUGCAUGUUAUAUAAUGUAUGCUAACCUAUUAGUAGAAUGGUAUAGUGCAAUAAUGUAUAGAUAAAUACAUUUGACACAACAUUGUAAAUCAACUAUAAUUUUAAAAAUGAGAAAAAAAUAAAUACGCAUCCAUUAGGA